GGCGUGGUGAUGCUGACAGUGGUUGUUGCAGUUUGGAGCAGGCGGACUGAGUAAAGACUUUCCGUGAUCUAUUACCUCUUUUCACUGUGCUUGAAAACCUUUCCUGAGGAGUCUCCCGAGCUUUGGAGAAACAAGUGCUCCUUUUUAUCCAAGAAAAAACAUUGGAGGCAUCUCAUUGAGCUGAUCAGCUUGUGGAUCUCCUUGGGAUCUUGUGAUGGUGAUGCUUCUGGGGCUACUGUUUCUGCUUGCUGAUAUUUCGGGAUCCAGAGUUGCUGCUGAAUCCUUAACAACUGAAGUUCUUGACCUCAUGAAGACAUCCCCAUUAAUCGAUGGACACAAUGAUCUGCCCCUGAAACUAAGGUGGUUAUACCAGAACAAGCUAAGCACAAUCAACUUGAAGACACUCAACACUACAAACACAAACAUUGAGAAGCUCCAGGCUGGCCAUGUUGGGGUGCAGUUUUGGUCAGUGUAUGUUCUCUGCAGUGCUCAGAACAAAGAUGCUGUGCGUUUGACCCUAGAACAAAUUGAUGUUGUCAAACGGAUGUGUGGUGACUACGAAGAAUUGGAACUGGUGACGUCUUCUGAAGGCAUUGAGAAUCUUGGCAACAAUAAAAUAGCAUGCUUGAUUGGCAUUGAAGGUGGGCAUUCCAUUGACAGCAGUCUGGCAACCCUGAGGAUGUUCUACGAUCUGGGUGUCCGGUACAUGACUUUGACGCAUACUUGCAACACUCCCUGGGCAGAAACUUCGACAAAACACAUACAUAGUUUCUAUCCUGAUGUUAAAGGAUUGAGUCCUUUUGGCAAAGAAGUGGUGAAGGAGAUGAAUCGCCUGGGGAUGAUGGUAGACUUAUCUCACACCUCUGAUGAGACAGCAAAAGCAGCUCUUGGGGUCUCGAAAGCCCCCGUCAUUUUCAGCCAUUCUUCUGCCUUCUCCCUCUGUAGCCACUCCAGGAACGUUCCAGAUGAUAUUCUCCUACAGCUCAAAGAGAAUCGUGGAAUUAUAAUGGUGACACUCCCAGUGAAGUUUCUGGCUAGUGGGAAUGAGACAGUUUACAUUUCAACUGUCGCAGAUCACUUUGACCACAUAAAGAAAAUUGCAGGUUCAUUUUCAAUAGGAUUUGGCAGUGACUAUGACGGAGAAAAUCGAUUUCCCGAGGGACUGGAGGAUGUUUCAAAAUAUCCAGCCUUAAUUGAAGAACUGCUGAGAAGAGGUUGGACCAAGACAGAACUUCGUGGGGUUUUGAGAGAGAACUUACUUCGUGUUUUCAAGGAAGUAGAAGAUGUGAAGAACAACUUGCAGGAGAAGGCACGAGAAAUGGAAAUCCCACCUGAGCAGGUUGAUCAAACCUGUCGCCUACAGCUGAGGCCCCCAGUUUCCGCAAGGAGCAGUUCCUACAGACUGUUUUGUGGGGGGCUAUUCAAGAGUCUUGUAUUCACUCUUGGAAUGCACACGAUGCUGCGUUGAAUUUGACUCUGACAACAGCACCAACUGCUUCUUCCAAAGUUAGGAUAGAUACUGAAGAACAAUGCAACUCCGUGCCACUAAGUCUAGAACCAUCAGGACUUCCUGUUUCAUUUUCACAGAAGGCUAAAAGAAUGAAAUUAUUUUAGGAUGCCAAAGGAAGAGCUGCCCAAACGGAGCCUUAAUUUCCACAAACACCACAUGGGUGCAUGCGUGCGUACAUACAUACCCAGCCCAGAAUGAAAUUUAUUCACACACAUCCAAUCACUAACAGCAUAGUCUGAUGCUUAUUUAAUUCCUGUUAAGUUCAGGGGGACUUUGUCCAAGAUCUGUCUUUCAGUAAAUAUGAAUGGGUUUCCACUGUGAAUUUCUUAUCCCUUGAUUAGUCCAUAAUUUGACAUAGGGAGCUCCCCAUGAGAGAAAGUGAUAUGAAAAGAUAUUUGAAAUUAAUGAUAAUGGAAGCCUGAAAAUGGAGAGGGACAGAUACACUGAUGAGAGAUCUCCCCUGUUCACAGUUCCCAAACUAGGUGCCCUCCAGAUCAGGUUUAAUGCUAAGGUUAGAACAUUGUCUGAAGACCUCAAGAAACACUCAGAUUUUUUUAAAGUAGCCUGCAUAGUCGUCAUAUCUGUUUUUGUGAAUCAGAUGAUCAACAAGCCAACAUCUGGAGACCGCUGGGAUGGAGAAGCUGGGAUAAAUUCUCUCCAGUCCAUCUUAUCUCUAUUUAUAGUUAAGACACACAGACAAAUUUUAUUUCGGUCAUUGACUAAUAAAACUACAUCCUAUAAAACAAAGCAAAAUUGUCUCCUAAUAUCAAUAACUCUUGGCAACCAUUUGUGGGCAAAGCUUCCACAUAAUGUAGCAGAAUUUUGCUACUUUCAGAGAAACACAUUUAUCUUGGUUAUCUAACAUAACUAUUUAUAGUUAAUGUUCUAUUAGUUUUUGAAAAAGUGUUUUAAUAGUUUGCUGUCAGCUGCUUUGGACAAUUUUAGCAGAAAGGUGAAAUGAAGCAAGUGUGCAAUAAAUAUCAGUUGAGAACUGGAUUAAGAAGCAACAUUUAAGAGAAUUUAAUUUAAAGGAAGGAGUGCAGGAACAGGUGAAGCAUGGAUGCAGGAUGGGAGUGGACCCUAUAAAACAGAAGUGUUUGCCUGACAAUAUUUUGUGAUGUAAAAAUUGCAGAGUUUUGUU
This is a messenger RNA of Candoia aspera, 2651 nucleotides long. RefSeq names its product dipeptidase 2-like. Gene Ontology annotation, biological process: proteolysis. Gene Ontology annotation, molecular function: metallodipeptidase activity. The transcript is spliced from 11 exons. The coding region runs from base 215 to 1468 and encodes 417 amino acids. The record is from RefSeq and is a predicted model, not a curated record. NCBI's taxonomy places the organism in Eukaryota, Metazoa, Chordata, Lepidosauria, Squamata, Candoiidae.